AUGGACGCAGAGCAUGGGCGCCAACACAACUGCGUCUAUGGAUAUUCCUUCGUCCCGCGCACAGAGGUGCAAUACGAGCCGGUCGGUGUGAGCUACUGCGACGUCUGCCUGCUCUCCGUCCUGCACCCCUCCGCGAGCGGCGAACGCGGGAAGUGCGCGCCAGGGUGCGUCCGCAACAACGUAGCGGAAAAGAAACGCAUGAUGGACCAAAAGCUGGCAGAGGCGCGCGAACGCCAGCGCCAGAGGGUGACCGCGGAGACGCCGGCAACGGAGGCGGACCAGGUCACGUGCGACGGAAUCCGGCCGCUGCUCAUCCAGAACAAAGUGGAGGACGUGGCCGAAAAGAUUGGGAGCGGCAUCACCGCCACCGACGUGACCGCCAUCGUAGCGGAGCCGUGCCUCCAGGCGCGCCGGAGCAUGGCGAAGCCGGGAGGCUUCAUCACGUGCCACAAGGCCGGCUGCAAGAAGAUCAUGUGCGCGACCGUGCGGGCGGCAAAGCGCCACGGCACCGCCGCGGACUCGCCCCUCCUUUGCUGGGUCAAGGGCAAGAACGGGGAUAUCAACGACGAGGCGAAAAACAACAUUGAGUGGUGCUACGCUGACCCGCUUUCGUGCAAUACAGAGACCGCAGCCUCUCCAUACAUCCCCGGGCUCGUAUACUCGUAUAAGGCUUGCGGCUUCAGCAAUGAGUUCGAGAGCGCCUUCUUCUCCCCGAUGCGCGAACAGUCAUUUGGAGGGGCAUUCUUUCAGCGGAAUAGCUACUCAUUUACGUCGCUGGAGCAGUGCACAAUAAAAAACUCUCGUGCAGAGAAAGGAGGCGGCUUCUUCCUGGGUGAUGGUGCAUCGACCGUGACAAAGUCGACCAUUGUUGGCAACACCGCGACGAAAGGCAGCAAUCUGUACGCGGACAAUGGCGUGUUUUCCUACGUUCUUCCUGCGCCAGAGUGUGAGUGA
Messenger RNA from Emiliania huxleyi CCMP1516, 954 nucleotides. RefSeq lists its product as hypothetical. The transcript is spliced from 4 exons. NCBI's taxonomy places the organism in Eukaryota, Haptophyta, Isochrysidales, Noelaerhabdaceae. Bases 1 to 954 code for a protein of 317 amino acids. The record is from RefSeq and is a predicted model, not a curated record.